AUGUUCUGGCGUCGUAGCCAUGCGAAGAAGGCGGUAGUAGAGGAGACAGAUGAUCUAGUAAAGCUGCAGAAGGAGUUUGGUAUUACUUCAAUAAGUGAUGCAGACGUGCAAGCGGAGUUUCUAGCUCUUUUUGGCGCUAGUACUGGCUCAAGUCUGACAAAAGAGGAGCUUCUUUUGUAUGGGGCACACGACGAAGACGAAGACGAAGAAGCCAAAAUCCUACGCGAUUUGCAGCUGAAUGGAAAUGAAAAUGAGAGUGAUGGUCAUCAAGCAGCGAAGAAAGAGUUGCGUGGAGUGUUGGAAGAGGUCCACAAGACUGCGAAGGAGAGUCACAGGCGAGAGAUUGCAGAGAUAAGAGGAGAAGGUAGGAUAGUCGCCCCGCCAUCGUCGGAGAGGCAGGUUCAGGAUCUAAAGAUAGAGGCGCUGACGCUCAAGAGAGAGGGAAAGAUUCAGGAAGCGCUGGCCAAGUUUCGUGAGGCUAAACAACUUCAAGAGAAGUUGUUAUUACAGGGACAAGAGACGUCGAAGUUACAGCACGAGAAAACGCAACAUAAUGUGCUACCACUGGUGGAUUGUGUACUAGAUGAUGGAGACGACGAUAUUGAAGUUACGGACGAGGACAUGCAGGACCCAGAGUUUCUUGCUCAAUUGACGAAAAUGAGACUUACAGAAGACAAUGAAGAUCCUAGUGGUGCCGAAGCUGUAGAUGCGAUGCAGGAACUAUCUGCUAUAGAAGCAAAGAUUCACGAGUGCAAAGUUCAAGCCGUACAAUUUAAGCGUCAGGAUCUGAUCACAGAAGCGCUGGCUUGCAUGCGGAAAAUCAAAGAAUUAGAAGCAAAGCAAGACAAGCUGCGAUCCUCUCCAGUGAUAUCUACCCAAGCAUCAAAUGCUCCGAUUCGAACAACACUUGAAGUUGCAAGAUCUGUAACUCAUUCUGCUCCAGACAACAAUUUUGCUGUUACUCGCUUGAAUUUGAAUGCCGUGCCUUAUGAUGAGAAAUACCCAGACAGCGAUAAUGAUGUCAAGCCUGACGUCGAUGUUUCUUCUGAAGACAUGAACGAUCCAGCCUUUGCAGCGGAAUUGCAAAAGUUAGGAAGUGAGGAUACACCUGAGCCUGUGCAGCAAGAAUUACGUACGUCGCCGAGCAUCACAGUUGAACGAACGGUCGUUGUUAACUCGCGAUUCUUGAGACAUGAUCCUUCAAUUGAUGAAGACUACCUGAUCGACGCGUUCGAUUCUGACGAGGAAACAUAUCAUCUUACAUCGGUAUUGUCAAGUGGAUCAUUGCACUCAGAUUCUUCUUUACUAGAAGCUGAAUGUAUCACAUCGUCUGCUAAUCAGACGAAAGCAGAGAGUACUUACGUUACUGACCUUUCCACACAGCUACAAAAAGCCAGGCAAACGGCGUUGUCUCUGAAGCGGAAAGGGGACAUUCAAGGCGCUCUUAAAGCUAUGAGGAGAGCUAAACAGAUUCAGCAUCUUAUUGAUCACAAGCAGCUAGUUCCUGAUCAGCCUACAUCUACCAUUGGCUCGCUACACAAUGUCGCCAACAGUGCCAAAUUCCAGGUGAUUGAGCAACUGCUGGUCGAUUUUGGUAACCGAACGAUGAUAUUGGCAAAAGAUAAUGUGUCGGUCAAUCGCGAAAAAGCCUCGAUGUAUUUUAGCAAGCGGAAGCGUUAUGAAGCCGAGCUGGAGAAGUUGCGAGUCAAACGGCAGAAUCCGCUGCAGCCGCCUCCACACUACGAGAUUGUCACAAGCUCGCGAAAUGUAGUGUUUGAACUGCCGUUCGUUCCAGAUGACCAGAUCAAGGUUUCGGUUAAAAGUGUGAACGGGCUAUCGCAGGUGGCAGGUAAAUCCGUUUUUGUCAAGUUUUGCCUCAAUUUUCCGUCCGGGACACCCCAUGAGGGGCAGACUGCAGAAUUCCAGAUCAGCUCCAAUGCCUCGUUUUCUACAGACAUUCCAGAGAAUAUGACGAGCUUCGUCUUCAAGUUGGCACGGUCACGAGGGACGAUGCGGCUGUUUGAAAUAAAGAAGGCAUUUUUUGAAGUUUGGAAGCCGGCAACGCUAUUUCGGAACCCUGAACUUGUCGCUCGAGCUUAUUUGGAACUGGCACAUCUGCUGACGUGCUGCGAAAUGAACGCUCAUAUUCCAUUUCUCGGCCCAAAUAGGAAACCUUGUGGAGGCGAUAUUGAGGUCGUACUCCAAAUACGUCGUCCAUUGAAAGAGAAGGAAACCCGCUUGGAGACUGUGGAGGAAUUGGUCAUCGGUGAAUAUCCCGAGCCGAUGACAAACUCCGUAAAACACGUGUCCAUGCCUAGUGUGGUACUGAAGCAAUCAUCAGCUAGCUUCCAGAAUCUUGUUACGAUAGGGCCAAAAUCAACGCCUGACGAUCAGAGUGCAGUACUAAAGGAGGAUCAACCAGAAUCUACAUCCGCACCGUCAAAUGACCCACAUCAUCUCGAUCGAAUUGUCAGCUACGAUGUUAUUAACGAAGAGCUUGAAAAAGUGGCAGCUAAACUACCUUUUUUGGCGGGACCCAUUGCAGUAGAAUGGAGCGAUCGAUAUGAAUCUCUUGUUUUGAAGAAACAACUGCUUGAGAUCGAGAUGCAGACUGGAAACUUGACGCUAGAAAUGUAUCUUGAGCGUCUACAUGUACAAAUAUCUGCUGAUCGGGUGUUGCUAUCACAAUUGGCAGCUUCAAAUCAACGGUCAGAUGCCGCACGUGUUCUUCAUCGUAUUAAAGUGAUGGAAAAAGAACUGAUAGACGCUGAAGGCGGUCGCUAG
Peronospora farinosa is the source of this 2784-nucleotide messenger RNA. Lineage: Eukaryota; Oomycota; Peronosporomycetes; Peronosporales; Peronosporaceae. The record is from the annotation of a GenBank genome assembly.